Messenger RNA from Entamoeba invadens IP1, 1493 nucleotides. RefSeq lists its product as hypothetical. NCBI's taxonomy places the organism in Eukaryota, Evosea, Mastigamoebida, Endamoebidae. The record is from RefSeq and is a predicted model, not a curated record. The transcript is spliced from 3 exons. The annotation marks the transcript as partial.
AUGACAGACUCUUUUUUAAAAAAAAUAUUAUGUGAAGGGCUCUAUAAUUGUAUUCAACUCAAUCUACGAUUUCAAACUGCAAAUGACUCUCAAAAUGGACAAGAGUGUAAUAUUCCACUUGAUUCAAGUUCAACUAUAACUAUUUUAAAAAGUUGCACAUAUUACAGUUAUGAUUUACAAAUACAAGGCAAAAGUUUAAACAUCACAAAUGGCGCGAUAUUGACAGUUGAAACGAACGCACAUAUUAAUCUCAAUGGAAAGAUGAACAUCAAUGCGUCAAGCACAGUGCUCAUUGGAUUAACACUUUUCUUAAACUUUAAUUCAGAACUAUUAUUAAUAGAAAAUUCAAGAGUUGAGACAUCAAAAAGUACUUUUUUAUAUGGAAAUUCUUCAACAAAAUGUCUGAGUACUUCUCAAUUCAUUUCUAAAGGAAAUAUUAUUAUCAGUGAAAAUGCAACACUAAAUAUGAAAGAUAUGUCCAUUCUUAAUUCCUCGUCUUUUGUCGAAUUCAAAGACAAUUCAAAAAUCACAUUUGAAGGAAGUUCAAAAUCGACUUCGUUGAACAAUACAAAUAUAUAUGACAACUCUCUAUUGAAUAUGACUGAUGUUUCUUCUCUUGUUUCUGCUCUUUCUGUCGACUUCUUUGGAUACUCGCAAACUUACUUGGGAGGACAAUCACACGUGGAGACUUCAGAUAAUAUGAACAUACACGAAUAUGCGACACUGAGUCUCUCUGCAUUUUCAAAAUUAAAUACAUCCAAAAAUAUAGAAAUCUUCAAAAAUUCGAAGCUCACAAUUCAAGACGGGGGGAAAGCAGUUUCUGGGAAUGAUAUGAACAUCUAUGGAAAUGCAACAGUCACUUUGAGAGGAAGUUCAUUCCUCUUAUCUUCAUCCAAACUUUUUGUUUAUGGUAAUGCGAGUGUGACAUUUGAAGAUGAAUCGAAUGCAAUUUCACUCAAUAAUAUGUUCUUCCAAGGCAAAUCUGAGUUUAUUAUGAAAGACUUUUCAACACUUGUUUCUUCGAGUCAAAUAAACUUUAUUGAAAAUGCCACAGUUUCGUUAUAUGGCCAUUCUAAAGUUGUUGCUGACGGAAACAUUAAUAUGUAUAAUGAUGUGUACUUUAAUAUGUAUGAUUACUCAGAAAUGAGUGGCAAAUCACAAAUGAGUAUAGGAGGCAAUACAAUUCGAGUGGUGAUGAGUGACCAUUCAGUCAUAAAGGUACGAGAUAAUACACUGUCUUUGAUGAAAUAUUUGGAUAUGAAAGAUACGUCUGAAGUGAAUGUGAAUGUAUUUACCUUUACUUCAAAUGGCGUUUUGAAUAUGAGUGGGACAAAUACAAAUUUGAAUGUACCGAAGAUCAUCGCGAAUCAAUUUCAAUGUGACAGUGGAGAGAUUAGAAUAAGCGUAGACACGCUCAUUCGUGUAAAUGACGCACUCCAAUUGGACGGUUGUAAAUUACUUGUGGCCGAAAGAAGUAUCAGAGACUUUCCUUU